UCAAAUAUUCAACACACACAUGCACACACACUCAAAAGAGGAACAGUCGGGUAGCGACUCAGAAAUCAUGUGACUGAUGACUAAGUUAAAUCUUUUCUGCUUAUUAAAAGGGAAGAGUCUGAUGAUUAGUUACUGAUUCUCCUUACAUUUUUAACAUUUUGGAGAUAUUGAAGCAUGUUUCCAUUUAUGCUGUUUUCCACCUUGUUUUCUUCCAUAUUUACUGAACCUAGGGAGAAAAUGUGGAUCUGCAAUUCCUCUGAUGCAAGUCUUUGGUACAACUACUGUGAUGACAUGAAAUUCCCUAUUUCAGUAAAGGUUGAGCCCUGUGUAACAAUAAAGGGAACCAAGGGGAAAUUGCAUCUUUACUACAUUGCACGAAGAGACAUACAAAAAUUAUAUCUCAACCUCCAUAUAUCUAUUAAGUCCAUGACUUUACCAAUGCGCAAAGAAGUUAUUUGCCGAGAAUAUGGUGGUGAUUAUUCUUUUUGCGGAGCUCUGAAGGGAGAGACUGUGAAUACAACAAUACCAUUCUCCUUCCAGGGAAUACGAUUUUCUCCGGGACAAUACCAUUGUGUUGUAGAAGCCAUCUCUGGGAAUAGUGAAGAAAUGCUGUUUUGCCUGAACUUCACCAUCAUACAUUACUCCAGUUUAAAUUAGAAUAAAUCAAAUGAAGGAGAUAGAGAAGC
Sus scrofa (pig) is the source of this 686-nucleotide messenger RNA. NCBI's taxonomy places the organism in Eukaryota, Metazoa, Chordata, Mammalia, Artiodactyla, Suidae. The record is from RefSeq and is a predicted model, not a curated record.